Racocetra persica is the source of this 679-nucleotide messenger RNA. The record is from the annotation of a GenBank genome assembly. Lineage: Eukaryota; Fungi; Glomeromycota; Glomeromycetes; Diversisporales; Gigasporaceae.
AAUUAUGGCCUUACGUGACGGAAUUCUAUCUUACAAACAAAAAGAAGCUCCAAAUAUUAAAUUUGUAAAUAAAAAUUAUCCAAAUAUUGGGUUAAAAAUGAAAAAAUAUGAUAUUAAUCUCAUGCAAUUUUAUAUUGUUGAUGAUAAUAAUUAUCCCAUUGAAAAUGUACCUAAAAAUAUUAAAUGGUUUACUUUUUCGGGUCCUAAAAAAUUAUUAAAAGAAGCAAAAAAAAUUGAUAAUAAUGAAAGCUGGAUAAUAUCGUGGGCGGAUGAUUUUAUUUUUGAAAUUGAUGAUUCUUCAGAUUUUUCUCAACGUUUUCUUUCUUUCUUAAAUGAAAAUAUAUCGUAUGCUGGUGUCUUAAGUUUUAUUUGCAAAGAGAAAAAUAGAAAUGUUCAAGGAUUUGAUCAUGUUACAUUUUUGAUUAAAGUCGAACAAGAAGAUGACAAUCAAGCAAUUCUUUAUUUUCUUGAUAAUGAUCUGAUUACAGAAUGUGAUAUUCCUGAAGGUAUUAAAAUCAUAGAAAUAAAUGAAAAUGGAACAACCCGAAUUAAAAAUCCUUUCGAAGAACUCGUUAUUUUCUACUUAAUCACCCUAAAAAAUAUGAAUCUUAAACAAUAUGAAUUAGAAAAACGUAUUGACAAAGCCCUUAAUGUAAUUAUCAAAUUAGAGGAUAAUUGA